Nothobranchius furzeri (turquoise killifish) is the source of this 2333-nucleotide messenger RNA. Its product is annotated as ras-related protein Rab-5C. Gene Ontology annotation, molecular function: GTP binding; GTPase activity. Gene Ontology annotation, cellular component: Golgi apparatus; endosome. The record is from RefSeq and is a predicted model, not a curated record. Lineage: Eukaryota; Metazoa; Chordata; Actinopteri; Cyprinodontiformes; Nothobranchiidae.
UUGAUUUUAUGUCAUGUGACUCAGAAAUACAGGAAGUGUUUUGGUCACUCAACGCGGAAGCGAAUAAACAGUUUUAGGGGAAACAAGCGUUGUUGAGAAUGACUGGCAUAUAGUGUUUUUGCAGUGAGGGUCCAAGCUUUGUUUGCUGUCGUCGGGAUCCUGUCACUUCAUUGUUUCUUGGUUAGUUUGACCCAGUGUGAUUACUGACUGAGUUCCCACUCCUAGGAGCUGUACUUUACAUCCUCGAUCUGUAGUUUUUCUCAGCCUGCCUCCCUUGACCAGUCUCUGUCUCAUCAAUGGCUGGGCACAGCGGCGGAUCAAACAGGCCUAACAGCACUGCAGGGCCAAACAAAAUCUGCCAGUUCAAGCUGGUGCUUCUGGGGGAGUCGGCGGUGGGCAAAUCCAGUUUGGUGCUGCGGUUUGUCAAAGGACAGUUUCAUGAAUUCCAGGAGAGCACAAUUGGCGCUGCUUUCCUCACACAGACGGUGUGUCUGGAUGACACAACUGUGAAGUUUGAGAUUUGGGAUACAGCUGGUCAGGAGCGCUACCACAGCCUGGCGCCAAUGUACUACAGAGGUGCUCAGGCAGCUAUCGUGGUCUAUGACAUCACCAACAAAGACACUUUUGAGCGUGCUCAAAACUGGGUGAAGGAGCUUCAAAGGCAAGCCAAUCCAGACAUAGUGAUCGCUCUGGCAGGCAACAAGGCAGACAUCUCAGACAAGAGAGCUGUGGAGCAUCAGGAGGCACAGGCGUAUGCUGACAACAGCAGCUUGCUCUUUAUGGAGACUUCAGCCAAAACUGCUGUGAAUGUGAAUGAAGUUUUUAUAGCUGUUGCAAAGAAGCUACCAAAGAGCGACCCUCAGGGCAGAUCCGGUCAAGCUGCAAGGACAGGAGUGGAUCUAAACAACUCGGCCCCCCAGAGCCACGGCAGAAGGUGCUGUUCUAAUUAAUGUUUAACAAAACAAUGGACCGAGCAAAGCGAGCCGGGAACAUCUUUUUAAGGACAAAACCUCGACGGGCAGGAGACGGCGGAGCUACUCGCUGCGCCUGCACAUGCCCCCACGUUACAGAUGUGAUUAUCUGGAUCCUGUUUGGUUAAAGGAACUCUUUACAAGAAUCAUAAGCUAGAGGGAACUCCCAGCACCCCUCAACUCUCCUCUACUGUCCGUCCUUUUUUGUCACUCGAACUGUUCGGUUUAGUUGAUUAAAUGGUCAUGUUUUACCUUCUGAAGUGUGACUGAGAUUGCCAGUUGCUCUGUAUGCUUGUAUGUUGUGAGUAUGUGUAUAUAGUAUAUAUUUUGCACACACAUUUUUCUCUACAUUAAUCUAUGUAGUCUGCAAAUACCUGAUUAUUAACGGUGCAGAAGUGAUUAUGUGUUUAAACCACAGCAUUUAUUUUUACCCUCAUGCACCUUGGAUUACCAUCUAUAACUAAUGUUUAUAGUAUUGUCUUUCAUCUAGUAUAAAGUCCUAAUAUUACCCCACACUAGUUUCAUUUUUGGUAACUUGUUGAAAAAAUGCAGUGACUCCAAGGUCCUGUAAGGAGAUGGCGACAUUUUUAAUCUUCAAAUCUGUUUCCAAGACGAGGGACGUGACUUGUUGCCUUGUUUUAAGUUUACAGGAAGGCAGCGAGCUCUUGGGAGUUUAGAAUGUGGUCAGGUUGUACUGACUGCAUUUUGCACCUUGCUGGGAUUUUAUCAAUGUCACCUACAGCCUAACUGAUGUGUUAGCGCAGCAGUCCCAACACGUGUUAGUCAUUUAUUUGAACCAAUUAAAUAUUUUUACUUUGACCAGAUUGCUCCAGCCUUCUUUUCCACGGCUUUAAAAGGAUCUCAGACACUUUCCCUCAUUUUCAUGCCCGGUGGAAAGGAGUUGUGUGUGCGUGCACACACUCCUGAGAAGAAGCCAAAAAAAAAUUACUGUUCUAAAGACCCUCAAAAUUUUGCCUAUAUGGACAUGAGUUGAUAUUACACACAUGUGGGAACGUUUCUGCACAAACACAGCUUUCAUUUAUUGAGUGUUGAUCACUGUAACACCUAAAAGUUAGUGACCUUUUUUUUAAGUAGCUUGUAAAUCAAAAAUGAACAUGCAAUAUGUCUUAGCUCAUGUAUCUUUUGUGUGUGCUGCUUUUAUUUUUGUUGUUUAGCAUUUCGGUACUAAAAGCGCUCCUUCUUGUACUUUAGAUUAUUCACUGAUCAGUCGAUCAAAACGUUAUUCCUGAUAUAAAUAUAUGUCCAUAUUGUCAGACAACAAAGAGAAACAAAAUGGAAUAAUGAAAAAAAUAAUAAAAGUAUUACAUUUGUAAGUCAAAUAAAAACGUGGUAAAUAAUCUC